Molecule: messenger RNA, 2032 nt
Organism: Capsella rubella
Lineage: Eukaryota; Viridiplantae; Streptophyta; Magnoliopsida; Brassicales; Brassicaceae
Product: lysM domain receptor-like kinase 4
Exons: 1
Coding region: 7-1842 (611 amino acids)
Biological process (GO): protein phosphorylation
Molecular function (GO): protein kinase activity; ATP binding
Source: RefSeq, a predicted model, not a curated record
ACAACGAUGAUCUCGUUUCCACUUCAUCUCCUCUUCUUCUUCUUCUUAUGUCUCUCCUCUUUCGCAACCGCGCAACAGCCUUAUGUCGGUGUAUCGACAACCGAUUGCUCUGUUUCCGACAACUCCACCUCUGUUCUCGGCUACUCUUGUAACGGUCUCAACAAAACUUGCCAAGCCUACGUCAUUUUCCGAUCCACUCCUCCUUUCUCCACCGUCUCCUCCAUCUCUUCGCUCUUCUCCGUCAACCCAUCUCUCGUCUCCUCCCUCAAUGCCGCCUCAGCUUCAACCACCUUCCGUUCUGGUCAACAAAUCAUCAUCCCUUUAACUUGUUCUUGUUUCAAGGACAAUUCACAAGCCAAUCUCAACUAUACAAUCCAGCAAAACGAUUCGUAUUUCGUUAUUGCUAACAACACUCUUCAAGGGCUUUCGACUUGUCAAGCUUUGGAGAAACAGAACAAUGUUUCAUCUCAAUCUCUUAUUCCUGGUAUGAAGAUCGUUGUUCCAAUCCGUUGCGCUUGUCCUACGGCUAAACAGGUCAAUGAAGAUGGUUUGAAGUAUCUGAUGAGCUAUACUGUUGUUUUCGGAGACACCGUUGAGAUCAUCAGUGAUAGAUUUGGAGUUGAGACGAGUAAAACUUUAGAAGCUAACCAAAUGUCGUUUGAGAACUCUGAAGUUUUCCCUUUCACCACAAUUCUGGUUCCAUUACAGAACCCUCCUUCAGUUCCCAACUCUUCUCUCAUUCCUCCUCCUCCUCCUCCUCCUCCGCCUCAAUCGGUUUCUCCUCCAUUGUCGCCGAAUGGUGGGAAAUCGAAGAAAACAUGGGUCUCUGUUCUUGCCGGAGUUUUAGGAGGAGCAUUGAUUUUGGUUGUUAUUAGUGCCACCAUUUUCUGUUUGGUCAAAAAGAAACCGAAACCGCAAGAGGAAACGGGAAAUCUCGAUAGCUUCACGGCCAAGAAACCGCGGAUGUCCAAUCAAGAAUUCGAUCCGCUAGAUGGUUUAUCAGGGAUGGUGGUGGAAUCAUUGAAAGUUUACAAAUUUCAUGAACUACAGUCAGCGACGAGUGAUUUCACAUCGUCUAGCUCGACCGGAGAAUCAGGUUACAUCGGAAAAAUCAAUGGAGACGGCGCAAUGAUCAAGAAAAUAGAAGGAAACGCUUCUGAAGAAAUCAACUUGUUAUCGAAACUAAACCAUCUUAACAUCAUACGUCUCUCUGGAUUCUGUUUCCAUGAAGGAGACUGGUACUUAGUCUACGAACACGCUUCAAACGGAUGCUUAAGCGAUUGGAUUCACACGACGAAAUCGUUGUUAAGCUUGACUCAGAAGCUACAAAUAGGUUUAGAUAUAGCAACAGGGCUAAACUAUCUACACAACUUCGCUGAUCCUCCUUACGUUCACAGGGAUUUGAACAGCAACAAUGUGUUCCUCGACAUCGAGUUUCGAGGAAAGAUUGGUAAUUUAGGUUCAGCAAGAUCAACAACGGAGGAUUUCGUGUUGACAAAACACGUGGAAGGAACAAGAGGGUACUUAGCUCCUGAGUAUUUGGAACAUGGGUUGGUUUCAACUAAGCUUGAUGUGUAUGCUUUUGGAGUUGUGUUGUUGGAGAUUGGUACUGGUAAAGAAGCUUCUGAACUGAAGAAAGAGAUCGAUGAAGGUAACGCGAUUGAAGAGAUUUUGAGUCGUGGAAGAUUGUUACCUGAAGGAUUAGUGAGUUUUGUUGUUAAGUUGGUGGUGGAUUGUUUGAAGAAAGAUCAUAUGAGUCGUCCAUCGAUGGAUGAAGUUGUUCUGUCUUUGUCUAAGAUCUUGGCGGCUGCGCAGAAUUGGGAAGUAGAAUCAUCGUACUAAGUUUAAGGCCCAUUAUAGUUUGGGCUCAAAGACCCAUUAAAAUGAACCACAAGACCUUUUUUGUAUACAAGAAUGGUUAUGUUGUGGUGUUGAAUUUAGUCUCAAAAAAUGUUGAUUGGUUCAGGCUGUCAAUUAUUUAGUUGUGAUAGUUGUGUUUGACCAAAAAAAUAACAAAUGUGGUUGUAUGUAA